Cornus florida is the source of this 742-nucleotide messenger RNA. Its product is annotated as heat shock cognate 70 kDa protein-like. Gene Ontology annotation, molecular function: misfolded protein binding; ATP-dependent protein folding chaperone; ATP binding. Lineage: Eukaryota; Viridiplantae; Streptophyta; Magnoliopsida; Cornales; Cornaceae. Gene Ontology annotation, cellular component: cytoplasm. Gene Ontology annotation, biological process: cellular response to unfolded protein; protein refolding. Bases 1 to 462 code for a protein of 153 amino acids. The record is from RefSeq and is a predicted model, not a curated record. The transcript has 2 exons.
AUGUUGAAUUUUGACAAACAUAAUGACGAUGAAUUUAAUCUCUGUGGCAUUCCUCCUGCCCCUAGAAAAGUUCCACAUAUCAACAUCUGCAUUGACAUUGAUGCCAAUGGUAUCUUGAAUGUUUCGGCUGAGCACAAGACCACUGGUCAAAGGAACAAGAUCACUAUCACUAAUGGAGAGAACAGGUUGUCCAAGAAAGAGAUUCAGAAGAUGCUUCAGGAAGCUGAGAAGUACAAGUCUGAAGAUGAGGACUACAAGAAAAGGGCUGAAGUCAAGAAUACUUUGGAAGAUUGCGCGUAUAAGAUGAGGAAAGCUGGUAAUCUCUCACAGGCAGACGUGGUGGAGAUCGAGGAUUCUAUUGACGAGGCCAUACAGUGGAUGGACAGGAAGGAACUUGAGAGCAUCUGCAACCACACCAUUUCCAUCUUCAGCCGGUGGAAGUGGCGCAGGCCCCAACAUUGAGGAGGUUGAUUAAGUACUACUAAGUUUUUGUACGCAAUCAGGAGUUUGCUCUUGGUUACAUGAACAAACCAUAGCUUACUUGCGCAAUUUUUUUUUAAUUUUCUUACAUGAACUUUUAUGUGUGGGAAGACAUGCAAUAUAUUUAUAGAUUGUGAAGGGCCUUAAAUGUUGGAAUUUAAUCAUCCACCUGCAGGGAAGUAAACUGGUAAUCCACCAUGAUUAUGGGAAGUAAACUUCAAAAUAUCAAUUGAAAUUUAAGAUCAAAGUAGACCAGGACCAU